CAGCCCUUUCCCGUCCGGGGCGCGCGCGGCCAGGCCGGCCCCGGCGCGAGCCUGCGGCGCCCCCGUUCGGCUCCCGCUGGUUCGGCCGCCGCGCGCGCCGCCGUGCGCGCCGCCCGCGCUCCUGCAGCGGCGAAGCUGGCAGCCGGGGAGCCAAUUAGCGCUCCGCGAGGCAGCGGCUACUUCCUCGUCUGCCCGGCUGCGCGCUCUGGACAGCUCUGUCGGCCGCGGGGCGGGGCGGGGCACUUCGCCGAGCUGCUCUGCCUGCCUCUGCUCGUCCGGCUUCCCGGGGUGGACGCAGGUCCUUGAAGGCGCACCACUGCAAACCAGACAUAAAGAAACUCUGAGGCGCCCGGAGUGCCGGCUGGAGGGGCAUUCGGUUGGCUUUUCGUGCGUGGUCUUUAGAAUCAGCCGCUCCAGGAAGAGAGAUGUCCAAGCCGCCACCCAAACCGGUCAAACCAGGGCAAGUUAAAGUGUUCAGAGCUCUUUAUACGUUUGAACCCAGAACUCCAGAUGAAUUGUACUUUGAAGAAGGUGAUAUUAUCUACAUUACUGACAUGAGUGAUACCAAUUGGUGGAAAGGCACCUCCAAAGGCAGGACGGGACUAAUCCCAAGCAACUAUGUGGCUGAGCAGGCAGAAUCCAUUGACAAUCCAUUGCAUGAAGCUGCAAAAAGAGGCAACUUGAGUUGGUUGAGAGAGUGUUUGGACAACCGAGUAGGUGUUAAUGGCUUGGACAAAGCUGGAAGCACUGCCCUGUACUGGGCUUGUCACGGGGGUCACAAAGAUAUAGUGGAAAUGCUGUUUACUCAACCAAACAUUGAACUGAACCAACAGAACAAGUUGGGAGACACAGCUUUGCAUGCUGCUGCCUGGAAGGGUUAUGCAGAUAUUGUCCAGUUGCUUCUGGCAAAAGGUGCUAGAACAGACUUAAGAAACAAUGAGAAGAAGCUGGCCCUGGACAUGGCUACUAAUGCUGCCUGUGCAUCUCUCCUGAAAAAGAAACAGGGAACAGAUGCAGUCCGAACAUUAAGCAAUGCCGAGGACUAUCUUGAUGAUGAAGACUCAGAUUAAUUCCUUUCCAGAGCUUUGAGAUCUAAAACUUGUGUUGCUUUUGCCAUUUCAAAACCUUGUCUUUGCCAGAAGAGUGUUGGUAACUGUAAAAAAAGAGAAAAAAAAGUCUAUAUGAACGUGGCAGUAUUGCGCUGUUUGAAUAAAACAUGUAAAUGAAUAGGUCUCACCUUCAGUUUGCCAAUAAGUGACUGGAUAUUUUGCUGUAUAAAGUACAUUUUUGUUCACCAGAGUAGAACAAGAAGAGAUUAUUUCUAUUUAUCAAGCUUAAAAGAAUUUUAAGAAAUUUUUUCUUUAAAAAAAUCGGGAUUUUUUUUUUUUAAAGUUCUUUACCUCAAGGAUUGAGAUAUUUUGAAUGGAUUUUUCAAGGGGGGAAUGCUUAUUAUAAUAAUAAACUGAAAGACUUAAUAGAAAAUCGUCAGCUAUUCUGACAAAAAUAAACAUUUUAAGAGACUUUAUUUCCUUUGUUUGUGGUAUCACUCUUUGCUGGUAAAUAAAUAAAGGUUUUUAUAUUUAUAUUUA
Messenger RNA from Delphinapterus leucas (beluga whale), 1589 nucleotides. RefSeq names its product osteoclast stimulating factor 1 (gene OSTF1). Gene Ontology annotation, biological process: signal transduction. The record is from RefSeq and is a predicted model, not a curated record. Gene Ontology annotation, molecular function: protein binding. NCBI's taxonomy places the organism in Eukaryota, Metazoa, Chordata, Mammalia, Artiodactyla, Monodontidae.